AUGGAAAAAGGACACUCUCUCAAAUGUAAAUGGUGUCCAGGGAGCUCUUGUGAACUGGAAACAUGCUACAGUGGAUCAACCAGCUGCUUUAGUGAAACACAACUUAUUAAGUCCAACAUCAGUCUACCCAAUGCAUCUGUACUGAAGGUUAGAGGAUGUGCUCCAGUUGGUGACUGUGUAAGUGGGUUCAUCAACCUCGGCAGUAGAAAGGUGUCUUCUUCCUGCUGUAAUACAGAUCUCUGUAAUAACAAAGAUGCUCCAGAUCCCUCAAAUGUCUCCAAUGGAAAACAGUGUUACCAUUGUGAUGGGCACAGCUGCUCAAGCAUACUACCCUGCUCAGGGAGUGAAGACCGCUGCUUCACAGCGACAGGGGAUUCGGUAGGCAUGUUACUUCUUGCAAAAGGCUGUGUCUCUAAAUCUUUUUGUAAUGCUUCAAAACUUCUUAAUCUGGAGAGGAUCUCAUGCUGUGAUGGGAACCUGUGUAACGGUGCUGCGAGCGUCUCUCAGAGCUUCAUGUUCCUCUGCUGUUCUCUGCUCUCCUUCAUCCUGCUGCACUGAAUCCAGCAGAUCUUCACAUCUACAAUAAGACACACUGCACCGAAUAUAGAGCUUGUGUUUACUCUCUACUAUAUUUGGUGUUUUUAUAUGAUGGACAUACACUGGAAACUUUCUGUUAUAGAAGAUUACAUCUUGUUUCUGGGAUUUAGUAUUUUAAAUUAAGAGAACUAGAUGAAUCAAUUUAACUGAGCUGAUUCAUGACACUAUCUCUUGUCAAUUUGCUUUACAACUGAAACCGAAUUAGUUUUAUAACUCUGUUACUAAAAUGUAAAUCACAAUAUUAACUUACUCUGUGUUGAAUCUUUGUAUACAAUCAAUAUUACGGCUUUUAUAAUCAUUAAAGAGUAACUAAACCCUAAACCAACUUUUUUUAGUAAAUGAUCUGUAAGAAUGGGGCUUUAUUAGUGCUGUUCAUUGAUUCAAGUAACUUUUAUGACAUUUAAGUAUAAAGUGUUUUAUUUCUACAAUAUAUGGUGUAAAAACGUCUGAGUGCUGCCCUCUUCAGGUUGAACGGUGGCUACUGCAGUGGAUUUUUCCUAUUGGAUGUUUGCGGUGACAAGUGACGUAAUCAGUUUCCAGAUCACCACGCCCCUUGGUAUGAACUACCACACCCUUGGGAGUAUAAAACCAUCUUGUUCCGUCAAAAUCACUGUAGUGAGUCAGGAGUUUGAAUUGCGAGUAUUGAAAACGAUCAGGAUAGACUAUUAUAGCAUUUAUUUAGCAUAGCAUUUAGAUAGUUAUUUAGAUUAUUUUGUGUAGCCUAUUUAGUUAAUUAGCGUAAUUGUUAGUGUAACAUUAGUAUUGUUAGAAGCAUAGUUAGUUAAUAGCAUAGUAUUGCAUCAGUUAGGAUAGCUUCAAGUUAGCGUAGAUUUAUUUACAGUGGUCAGGAUGCUACGAGCUGGUUGCUGGUUGCUACAGCAUGGACCGUUUAGUUUUU
Messenger RNA from Carassius gibelio (silver crucian carp), 1495 nucleotides. Its product is annotated as urokinase plasminogen activator surface receptor-like. NCBI's taxonomy places the organism in Eukaryota, Metazoa, Chordata, Actinopteri, Cypriniformes, Cyprinidae. Bases 1 to 558 code for a protein of 185 amino acids. The transcript is spliced from 5 exons. The record is from RefSeq and is a predicted model, not a curated record.